Messenger RNA from Aspergillus fischeri NRRL 181, 453 nucleotides. RefSeq lists its product as uncharacterized. Bases 1 to 453 code for a protein of 150 amino acids. The record is from RefSeq and is a predicted model, not a curated record. NCBI's taxonomy places the organism in Eukaryota, Fungi, Ascomycota, Eurotiomycetes, Eurotiales, Aspergillaceae. The transcript has a single exon.
AUGAGGACCUUUAAUAGAAGCAUAGACCUGAGAAAUCACCUGGAAGAGCAUAUUAAGCGUAGGCUGUGGCCUUCAAAGUGCUCUAGCUGCAGCUACAUCUCUACUAAUCAACAGGAUUACUGGGGACAUCUUCAUGAUGUACACCAUUACAACAAGGCUAUUUGCGUGCCAUCUGAGAAAGCCCAUAGGAAGCGACCUUCCUCUGAGAUAGAUGAGGGAUGUAUUAGAGAUCGGAACCCACCUAAGCAGGAGAGGCGCCCCCGGAAGCAGCAGAAGAAGUCCUUGGCACCACCACACACUAGUCUAAAGGAUCUGAAGAUUAUCCUCUGGGAACCUCCUAUAAGACAAUACCAGGCCAUGUUUCCUCUUCCUGCUGAGGCGGCACAUGAGAAUGAAGAGUGCCUGAUGGAUCUGGCCUACCAAGCAGUUAAUCACUGUGAGCACUUUAACUAA